Molecule: messenger RNA, 1122 nt
Organism: Aspergillus alliaceus
Lineage: Eukaryota; Fungi; Ascomycota; Eurotiomycetes; Eurotiales; Aspergillaceae
Product: cytochrome P450
Exons: 3
Coding region: 1-1122 (373 amino acids)
Molecular function (GO): monooxygenase activity; oxidoreductase activity, acting on paired donors, with incorporation or reduction of molecular oxygen; iron ion binding
Source: RefSeq, a predicted model, not a curated record
AUGUUUACCCUGAUGCAGCAGACUGUCGACUCGGUGGUGGGAUGUGACUAUAGCUGGCGCCAAGUCCGCUUGUCCGACGUUGUCGAAGAGGUGGUCCACACCACAGCGUUGAGCAUGCUCUUAGGAUCGAAAUUGGGCCAUGACAACGGUUUUGGUAUAGCGCUGAAACGGUUCUCCAUCUCAUUUGGAGUGGCUGCUGUAGUCAUCGGGCUAACACCGGGGCCACUCAAGCAAAUCGUUGCUUGGCCUGCAAGGACGAUCGUCGACUUCUUCCGUCGCCGAGCAUAUAAUUAUCUUACCCCAUUGAUCCACGAGCGUUUCAAGGUCGAGGAGCGCAGAAGAGGGGAUCCCGAUCUUGAUUCUCGUGGUCCCCAGGAUUUCAUCACCUCUGUGGUUCGUGCCAUAUUGGAUGAUGAAAAGGGGACCAUGGAACACAUCAGAGAGAUAGAGACACUAUUUACUAUCAUUAUCAUGACUCUCGUAACGACGACCAGUUUGACUUUAACGAACACUUUGCUAGACCUUCUGAGCUCCGACCCUUCGCUGGAGUACUACCAAGCGCUUCGAAAGGAAGCUGAUUCUGCCUUUACCUCACUAGAUUGGUCAAAUGUGGCAAGCCCACCCAAGCUUGAUUGUAUCGAUAGCGCUAUACGCGAAUCGUUGAGGUUGCACCCUACCCACACACGCGGUCUCUUUCGAACCGUUGUUGCUGAAGAAGGUCUUGCCUUACCCGAUAAGCACCACAUUCCUCAGGGGUGUAUGAUGAGUAUUCCAGUCUACUGGAUUCACAGGGAUGAGAGGUUCUAUAAAGAUCCCAACACUUACAUACCCUUCCGGUUUCUCUUAACAGACGCUUCAGAUCAGCGCAAGCCCCGUGGGCUAGUGGAUACAAGCGACACAUUCCUAUCCUUCUCCCACGGAGUAUAUUCCUGUGAUGGCCGCUUCUUCGCAGCUCAGCUUAUGAAAAUGUUCCUCGCCUACAUUACCAUGCACUACGAUGUCAAACCUUUGGACACGCGUCCCCCAAACGUCUUGUUGUCGGACUUCUGCAUCCCACCUAGAUCCGUCAAGCUAUGGAUUAGAAGGAGGAAUCCCGAGACAGAUUUGGACUUGAGACCCUAA